Amphibalanus amphitrite is the source of this 3225-nucleotide messenger RNA. Its product is annotated as polypeptide N-acetylgalactosaminyltransferase 1-like. The record is from RefSeq and is a predicted model, not a curated record. The transcript has 10 exons. NCBI's taxonomy places the organism in Eukaryota, Metazoa, Arthropoda, Thecostraca, Balanomorpha, Balanidae. Bases 412 to 2232 code for a protein of 606 amino acids. Gene Ontology annotation, cellular component: Golgi apparatus.
GGCACGAUGCUGGAUUUUAGCCCUGCGUCGCUCGUCUCGGUCCACUGUGCGCCGCGUCCGCUGCACCACCUGGCGGUCAGCGCCGGGCGAUGCCGUACACCGGUCGAGUGACCUUGCGGAGCGGGCGGCGGCGGCGGCGGCAGCGACGGUGAUCAGUGCUGGCGUCUGUGAGUCGCCGGUGUGGCUGCGGGAGCGACGGUGUGCUCUCGCAGACAGGUGCAGCGUUCACCAGCGACCACCUGUGAUCGGUGAACACGGCACUGUCCGCAGGGACAUCACCGACAGACAGCAGCAUCAUGGGCUAGCGACAGGUGCAGACUAGACGCCAGCCUCCACACCUGACUGACCUCCGAGGGUCCGACCACCGACCUCCGACUCCGACCUCCGACCUCCGACCACCGACCUCAGGCGAUGCGUCUGUGCGGCUGUCGGCUACGCCGGAGCACGGCUCUUCUGCUGGCCGUGCUCGGCGUGGCCGCCGUGCUCUACGUCCGCUACAUGCAGCAGGAGGCGGAGCUGACCGACCCCGACCCGGACGUGGUCAGGAUUAUUAGGCAAAAUAAAAACCAGAAGGAGUACAUCAACCGGAAGGGCAUCCACGUCGUGGUCGGCCACUACAAGGGCGACCCGCCCCCGGAGAACCUCACCGAAGCUAUUCUCAACACCAACGACUACCGUCCGGUGCCCGGGGAGGGCGAGAAGGGCAUGCCGGUGGUGGUGCCGGCCCACCUGCUGGACAAGAUGCGGAAGCUCUACCGCAUCAACGAGUUCAACCUGGUGGCUUCUGACCGGAUAUCGGUGAACCGCUCCGUGCCGGACGUCCGACGCGCGGGAUGCCAGGACAAGAAGUACGACCAGAGUAAGAUGUCGGCUGCCUCCAUCAUCAUCGUCUUCCACAACGAGGCGUGGUCGACGCUGCUGCGCACCAUCCACAGCGCCAUCAACCGCUCGCCGCGCGAGCUCCUGAAGGAAAUCAUACUCGUGGACGAUGCCAGCGAGCGCAGCUUCCUGGGCCGGCCCCUGGACGAGUACGUGGCGCAGCUGUCCGUGCCCACUCGCGUGGUGCGCAUCGAGGAGCGCACGGGACUGAUCCGCUCCCGGCUGAUGGGAGCUCAGGAGGCGACCGGUGAUGUCAUCAUCUUCCUGGACGCCCACUGCGAGUGCACGGAAGGCUGGCUGGAGCCGCUGCUGGCGCGGAUCGCCGAGAGCCCCACCUCCGUGGUCUGUCCCGUGAUCGACAUCAUCAACGACGAUUCAUUCGCCUACACACGCAGCUUCGAGCUGCACUGGGGCGGCUUCAACUGGCAGCUGCAUUUCCGCUGGUUCACACUAGGCGAGCGCGAGAUCCAGGCGCGCAGGAAGGAUAACACCGCGCCGUUCAGGACACCGGCAAUGGCCGGUGGGUUGUUCGCGAUAAACCGGGACUUUUUCUACCAGUCCGGGUCCUACGACCGGGACAUGGACAUCUGGGGAGGCGAGAACAUCGAGAUGUCACUCCGAGUGUGGAUGUGCGGAGGCAGCGUGGAAAUACACCCCUGCUCGCACGUCGGACACAUCUUCCGCAAGAACUCGCCGUACACGUUUCCCCGCAAGGGAGGCGUGGGAGGCGUGCUGCACCACAACCUGGCCCGCGUGGCCACCGUCUGGAUGGAGAAGUGGGCCGACUUUUUCUUCAAAGUCAACCCAGAGGCCGCUAAGAUGAAGGACACCACGCAGGUCAGCCACCGGAUGAUGGUGAAGAAGAGGAUGAACUGCAACAACUUCAAGUGGUUCCUCGACAACAUCUGGCCGGAACACUUCUUCCCCGACGAUGACCGCUUCUUCGGCAAGAUCCGUAACGACAAGCUGGAGCACUGCGUGCAGCGUCCGUACGCCACGGGCACGGGCCAGCCGUCGGGCCCGGCCACCACCACCGACUGCGCCUCCAACUGGUACACCCCCCAGCUGUUCGUCAUGACCGUCGACGGCUUCAUCAUGACGGACGAGUCCGUGUGCCUGGACGUGCCGGACGGAGGCCGUGAGACGGCAGAGUCGCGGGUCCGGAUCCACGGCUGCAGUCAGCUGUCGCGCCAGAAGUGGUUCCACGACUCCAGUACCAGUCAGCUGGUACACGUGGACUCUCAGAAGUGUCUGGACCUGCCGACGGCGGCGAACCCGGAGAGUCUGGUGGUGCUGGCCUGCUCUGACGGUCCCAGUCAGAAGUGGACGCUGGAGGAGGUCCCGUGGACGUGAGGAGUUGAAUCUCAGGUCGUCUUGGACAAAACACUGUGCCUCAGAGGUGUGACGAGAACAUAAGACGUUUAUCAUACCAGCUGUGUGGCUAGACGAUUUGAGAGAACGCCGAGCGUCUAUCACAAACUGAGAACUGCAUCUCAAGGAUGUUACAAAACGCUGAACGUCUAUCUGAGGAGAGAUUUGACCAGCGGACCCAGUGAUACAUUUCCGACCAUUCCGUCCCUGUGAUAGUGAUACUCGUGCCUGCAGGAAACUAGCCAUUACUCUGCUCGGAGAGCUGAAAGUGAACGCGUGAGUGAGCGUUUCGGUGCCGGGAGACGAAUUCUCACUCCCAAGUCAGUGCCGACAUUUCAUCUGUUCAUAACGUGCUCAGUGCGAGUGUUUCAGGCGAGCCCGUGAUUGGUGAUUUGCGAUAACUCAAUAACCACCUUUUCACGUUAUGCGAAAAGGCGCGAUAGGGAACGGAUCGUUGCUAUUUGGAGUGACUCGAUGGGCGGCGAUGGUCGCCCGCUUGUGAUCGCGGGUCGGACGGGGCGGACCCGAUGGCACCACGGCCGCAUAUUGUCGGCCGUGUGCUGCCCAAGGCUCUAUAGAAGUGCUGCCCUGACCGCGCCAGCCCCGCCACAGCUAACCUACCGAUACGUUUAACACUGACCAAAGGCGCCCGCGCGCAGGUCUCCUGGCGGGCCAGCGUUCAAUCCGCGAGUGUUCCUAACCUCUAAUGUCUUCCGUCCAAGGACCAAUGAUGUCAUGUCGCCAGUGACUCAGCGGCAGAGUAAGAGGCUUAUUUAUUACUACACCUAAUGUCUUGUUUUGAUACUUGUUCUUCGUAGUUCGUACCGAAAAUGUGCUGACGCUUUUGUCAUGACAAAUAUUUAUACCUAACCACACGAUAUUUUGUAUCACAGACUGAAUCAAUAUGAAAUAACUUUAUUCAGAGUUUAUCAAUGAACAGAAAAAUACAAUUCUGGAGGGAAAAGUUACAAAACA